AUAAAUUGAAAUUGAACAUGCGUAAUUAACCUUUCUGAAUAGGAAAAAAAAAACCAACAAAACUCUUAGUUUGUGAACAUGCGCAUUCGUCCUCCGUAGUUUUUUUCUUUUUAAUUGAAAGUGAGCAUGCGCAUGAUGAGGGGGUUGGCCCUCUGAAGUUUGAACAGGACGGAAACGGCUGGUUCUGGGUCUAUCAGUUGCUCACUUUUUUGAGGGAAUAGGCCUAGUUUGCCUCUCAGCAUGUCAGUAGUAACAGUGCAACUUGGUCAGUGUGGUAAUCAGAUUGGUUUUGAAGUAUUUGAUGCUCUAUAUACUGACUCACACUGUCCCCAGGGACUCUGCUCUAAAAGAGAGAAUGAGGCAUAUCAAACAUCUUGCAAAGAAAGAUUCUUCAGUGAAGAGGAAAAUGGAGUUCCAAUUGCCCGGGCCAUACUUGUCGAUAUGGAACCUAAAGUUACCAGUCAGACACUAUCAAAAGCUGCCCAGUCUGGCCGAUGGAAAUAUGGUCAGCAUUCGUGCUUCUGUCAAAAACAAGGUUCUGGAAACAACUGGGCAUAUGGUUACUCUGUUCAUGGACCCAGGCAUGAAGAAUCUAUAAUGAACCUAAUCCAGAAGGAAGUGGAGAAAUGUGAUUCUUUGAGUGGUUUUUUCAUCAUAAUGAGUAUGGCUGGGGGCACAGGAUCAGGGCUAGGAGCCUUUGUUACACAGAAAUUACAAGAUCAGUACUCAAAUUCUUUGAAAAUGAAUCACAUUAUAUGGCCUUAUGGAACUGGUGAGGUUAUUGUCCAGAACUACAACUCCAUUUUGACUCUUUCUCACUUGUACCGAUCUUCAGAUGCCCUCCUUGUUCAUGAAAAUGAUGCUGUUCAUAAGAUCUGUGCAAAACUGAUGAACAUCAAGCAGAUCUCCUUUAGUGAUAUAAACCAAGUCCUUGCACAUCAGUUGGGAAGCGUGUUCCAGCCUACGUAUUCCGUGGAAGGCUCAUGUCACUACAGAAGAAAUCCAUUAGGAGACUUAAUGGAGAAUUUGGUUCCCCAUCCUGAAUUCAAGAUGCUGGGUAUUCGUAACAUUCCUCAAAUGUCUGAGAACUCACUGGCAUACAGCACCUUUACUUGGGCCGGCCUCCUCAAAUAUCUGAGACAGAUGCUCAUUUCUAAUUCAAAAAUGGAAGAAGGUAUUGAUUGGCACGUACGGCCUCCUUUAUCAAGACUUCCUACUCUGGGUAAAGCAUCCCUCAACAGGGAGCUUCAGUUUAACACUUCCAUUGCCAACUUGGUCAUCCUUCGUGGGAAAGAUGUACACAGUGCAGAUCUGGAGCCUACAUUCAUCAGUACACAAAAUUUGGACUUGAAGAAGAGGACUUUUUGGAUAGUUUUACAUUGUUGGAACAGGUUGUUGCCAGUUACUGCAACCUCUGAUGUCGAACAAAGGAAAAAUAUGUUAAGUCAUUUUGGGGCUAAAAUACUUUCUUUUCUUUUUAUUAUUUUUUUAAGAUUUUAUUUAUUUGAUGGGGCGCCUGGGUGGCUCAGUUGGUUGGAGGACUGCCUUCGGCUCAGGUUAUGAUCCUGGACUCCCAGGAUCGAGUCCCACAUCGGGCUCCCAGCUCCAUGGGGAGUCUGCUUCUCCCUCUGACCUUCUCCUCACUCAUGUUCUCUCUCACUGUCUCUCUCUCAAAUAAAUAAAUAAAAUCAUUAAAAAAAAAAAAGAUUUUAUUUAUUUGACAGAGAGAGAUCACAAGUGUAAAAACCAUUACUUUUAACUUUAUUUAUUUAAUUUUUAAAAUAUUUUUAUUUAUUUAUUUGACAGAGAUCACAAGUAGGCAGAGAGGCAGGCAGAGAGAGAGAGAGAGAGAGAGACAGAGGAGGAAGCAGGCUCCCCGCUGAGCAGAGAGCCUGAUGCAGGACUCCAUCCCAGGACCCUGGGAUCACGACCCAAGCCGAAGGCAGAGGCUUCAAUCCACUGAGCCACCCAGGCGCCCCAUGGGCUAAAAUAUUUUCAAUAAUACUUUCUCUGUAAGGUUUUCAAAUCUCUACCUGUUAAAGU
Molecule: messenger RNA, 2043 nt
Organism: Mustela lutreola (European mink)
Lineage: Eukaryota; Metazoa; Chordata; Mammalia; Carnivora; Mustelidae
Gene: TUBD1
Product: tubulin delta 1
Exons: 8
Coding region: 241-1563 (440 amino acids)
Biological process (GO): mitotic cell cycle; microtubule cytoskeleton organization
Cellular component (GO): cytoplasm; microtubule
Molecular function (GO): GTP binding; structural constituent of cytoskeleton
Source: RefSeq, a predicted model, not a curated record